CGCACCGCCCCGGAGGGUGCACGGCUCCGCGUGUCAAGGCCGGCGUCUGCCUCUUCGCGCAGUGCUGGGAGGCGGGCGUUCACCCUCCAGGCUUUCCGAUCCUUCCCAUCACAUUUCUGGAUAUUCUGUUGAACCUACUUAAAAAUUCAGAGAAACUGCUGGGUGACCACGGAAAGAAAGAUCUAAUCUUCACGCUUACGCAUAUUCCAUCCACUUCACCAGAAUAAUGUCCUACGUUUUUGUAAAUGAUUCGUCUCAGACUAAUGUGCCCUUGCUACAAGCCUGUAUUGAUGGAGACUUUAACUAUUCCAAGCGGCUUUUGGAAAGCGGCUUUGACCCAAAUAUUCGUGACAGCAGGGGCAGAACAGGCCUUCACCUCGCAGCAGCCAGAGGGAAUGUAGACAUCUGCCAGCUGUUGCAUAAAUUUGGUGCUGAUCUUCUGGCCACAGAUUAUCAAGGAAACACAGCUCUCCAUCUCUGUGGCCACGUGGAUACUAUUCAAUUCUUAGUUUCUAAUGGACUAAAAAUUGAUAUUUGCAAUCAUCAAGGUGCUACACCCUUGGUUCUGGCAAAGCGCAGAGGAGUGAAUAAAGAUGUCAUCCGAUUGCUAGAAUCUUUGGAAGAACAGGAGGUGAAAGGAUUUAACAGAGGAGCUCACUCAAAACUGGAGACCAUGCAGACAGCUGAGAGUGAAAGCGCCAUGGAAAGCCAUUCUCUCCUCAACCCCAACCUGCAGCAAGGGGAAGGAGUCCUGUCCAGCUUCCGAACCACAUGGCAGGAGUUUGUCGAGGAUCUGGGCUUCUGGAGGGUGUUGCUCUUGAUCUUUGUCAUCGCUUUGCUGUCUCUUGGCAUUGCCUACUAUGUGAGCGGGGUGCUCCCCUUCGUGGAGAACCAACCUGAGCUGGUGCAUUAAACAAGCUCAUGGGGGUGAGGCCAAUGCCUCUUUCCUGGCUUCUACUGUUUGCUCUGAGUUUCUCAAGUUUUCUCUUAGUGCAAGGCAGUGAGGGCUAUAUGUUUUUCUUUGUGCAUUUUUAUGUAUUGAAAUCCUUUUCAAACAACAUGUUCAUUUGAACUAACCACAUAUCAUAGUCAAGUAUACUUCAUCCUAAAGCUACCUCUGAUUCAGCCCAACUUGUUAGGAAAGCCUUCACAAAGCCUUGUUUGAUGACAACGUGGAGGUAACUGAAGAGUGGUAGAUAAAAGGAAGAGAUGAGGAGGGUCCUUGCUAUGGAAACUUUCCCCUAAUGUGGGACCAACUAAAGUGAAGUGUUCAAAAUGAGAACGGUUUUCUUAUAUGAUUUUACUUUUUGUUAGUUGGCCGGUUUUGGGUUUUGUUUAUUUUUGCAAGAGCCCCUUUUUUCUUUUCCUUUCUUUUCUGGGAAUAGGGGAAAGAAUGAAACAUGAAGCUUAAAACUUGAAGUGCUUUUUUCACGUCCUAUAUAGCAAAUCAAUAUUGUGGGAAUCUGUUUGGUUGAUUUUAAUAUUUUCGAGUCUAGUUACAAACCAAACAGAACUUUUGAAAAUGAGCUAUAUUUUCUUCAAAAAUGAUUGAUUUGAUCUUGUAUUUAUUUGUUUAUAGGAUAAUUUUGGUUUUCUUUUUUGUAAACUGCUUUGCCUGUUGUUAAUAUCUGUGAAAAAAGAACUUGAGUUCAUUUUGUUCACUUUUCAGUUUCCCCUAGUGUUUAUGUCAAAGGUCUCUUGUUCCUCAAAAAUACAGUCAGAAAACUCUUUCUACUCAAUAGUUAUCAGGGAAAGAUAAUUCUGACAUCUGUCAUUGUCACUGUAAUUCUGUAGUCUAUUAUUAUAGUGAAAAAUUCAGUUCUAUAGGCUAGCUGUAUUGUCACAAUUGUAUCACAGUUCAUAAUUAUUUUACAUGCAGUCCUGUUUAGAGGCCCUGUUAGAAUUGUCAUAACAGUCCCAUCUGUGUCAGUAAUUCUCUGAUGCAAGAACGGAUGGAGCAUUUUUGAGGUAACAGUGCUGAGCACUACUGUACUGGGUGCCAUAAACUCUUUACAAAUGGUAAUAUUAUAUAAAUUGAAAUCUGGUUCUGAAACUAUAUUGCAGCUUUCAACAGUGUGUUUGAAGGCCUCCUUUGUUAGUGAUUCUGUUAUGUGUAAAUCAUAUUCUUGAGUUUUUAAAAAGUAUAUGAAGAGUUGAUAAUAAUUCAUGGAGUAUAGUCAUAAAAUUGUAGUGAAAGAACUAAUGGUUUUAUUUUUUAGAACAAAGUCAUCUAAGCUACUGUUAAUUGAAUUGUUGCUAGAAGUAGAAACUAUAGUUUAGAAUAGGAUUGGCAUUUCUGUGAUUCUUGUUGCUUCUUGAUAUUUUCUCUUGUAUUUAUAUAUGUAGGAUUGAGGCAUUUUCUUUCAUGUAGCUUUAUCCUCUCGUAAAGAGCUGUUUAAAAAUUCCUGAUUUAACUGACUGCUUCAGGAUCAGCUUACAGAGUCUUGUUUUUAGGAUAGAAACAAAGUAAGUCAUACUUGGUAAAACACAGCAAAAUAAAAGACAACGUUAGAAUGGAGAACACUAGAACUCAAAAUCAGUAUAUUCAGAAUGAAAGCUUUGGAAUUCGUUUCCUGUUUGUAAAUCUAGAUUGAGAAGCAGAAUUGGUUAACAUUUAUGUAGAGAUACUGCAUUUUUUAAAGAUUUUAAGUGCUGGUUUCUUUGUAUUUUAAUCUUUGCAUUCAGCAUUCAGUAAUACUACCAAUAAAUGUAUUUAUAGUCUCUUAAUCACAA
Molecule: messenger RNA, 2733 nt
Organism: Nyctereutes procyonoides (raccoon dog)
Lineage: Eukaryota; Metazoa; Chordata; Mammalia; Carnivora; Canidae
Gene: ANKRD46
Product: ankyrin repeat domain 46
Exons: 5
Coding region: 227-913 (228 amino acids)
Molecular function (GO): protein binding
Source: RefSeq, a predicted model, not a curated record